UGAUGAGAUGGAGCUGAAUUGUGCAGGGUGAGGUGCCCCCACUCCUGUCACCCACCGGUUUCACUUAGGGACCCAUGAGGUCACUGGUUUCUCAGCAGUCAUCAGCACAUAGGAAACAUGAAAAAGGAACUGCAGAAAAAAAGGAGAGGAGGCAGAGAUCCCGGCAGAGAUGAAGUCAUGGUAAAUCUGCUCCCACUAUGCUGAAAAGGGACCCGACAGGGAGAGGAAGUCUGCAGAUAGUCCACGCCACCACCACAACAUGACUUUCACCACUGUACUGCAUGUCGCAGCUCUGCUCCUGCUGCAAGGGGAUUUUCCAGGAGCUGGCAGCGAAACCAUAACCCUACAGGAAGGAGAGGACCUGAACCUCCGCUGUACCCUCAGCGGUGACAGCAGAGCCAUCAGGCAGUGGCUAAACCCCCGUGGGUUUACCAUUUUCCUUGACAAUCGUUGGGCCUUAAAAGAUCCGAGAUACAAACUUACCCGUUAUUCAGAGGAUGAACUGUCUGUCAGACUCUCUAACGUAACGGUGCAUGAUGAAGGCAUAUAUAAAUGCUUCUACUACAGCACACCGUUCAAAAGCAAGAUGACAGCUGUUGAGGUGUUAGCUGCUCCUUCUAAGCCUGUACUGCAAGUAUCCCGAGACGCAGAAGGAAGCAUUACAUUAUCUUGCUAUACCCAAGGGUGUAAACCACAGCCCCAGGUCACCUGGCUGUUGGAUAAUGGAAUACAGCUUCCCGGUGACACCAGGCACAAGUUAGAAGCCAACGGGAAGAAAUGGACCACAACCAGCACCCUCACAGUCCUGGCAUAUGGGCCCAACUCAACAGCCAGCUGCCUCGUUCACCACAAAGCACUGGGAGGAGGGAAGCUGACAGCGCCUUUCCAGUUUGAGGAUGUUGCCAGGACAGUGACAAACACAACUCCUGACUCAACUACACUAGAGGUGGAUACGUAUGUCUCUGAGUAUGUGCAGCCUACAGUGACCACAGCAGAGUCAGAUCUGAACAGCAAUACAGACUUCCCUCCAACCUACCCACAACAUAAUGGGCCCAGAGCAACGACAUCAGCUGCAGCAGGAGAGCUGUCUGCUACCUCUGCUCACCACAUCCCUAACGGCACUGAAACAGCACCCAAUGCCACAGCCACAGAGCAACUUUUCAGGACAGAAGCCUCCUUCCCAAGUGAAAACGUAACUCUGAUUUCCAACAUCACCUCUGAGCAAGAUGUGAAAUCUGAAGGCAUGAGUAAGAAGGAGAAGGAUUUCCUGCUGCCACUCCUGGUGGCAGUUCUCAUUGUCGUGCUGCUCAUCAUUGUAGUGCUCUUUACAUGGAAGCUGAAGAAAGCUCAUGGAGUUUGGAAGAGAGAAAAUGAUACUUCAGACCAGACUUUGGAGAGUUAUAAAUCCAGAUCUAAUGAAGAAAGCCCAGGCCAUGAGAAGAGCAGACCAGUUGUCAAUCAGAAGUCCAACGUGCAGUAUGUAACAGAAGGAUAUGUGGAAGCAACACAGAAGAAUCCAAGCGAGAAAAACACUACAAUACCUGAGGAACAGUUUGCAUGUGGAAAAGAAACAGAUGUAUAGCAAAGAGAUCCUCCUGGCAAGCCUAUAAAAUGUACAGAAACACCA
Centrocercus urophasianus (Greater sage-grouse) is the source of this 1627-nucleotide messenger RNA. RefSeq names its product cytotoxic and regulatory T cell molecule (gene CRTAM). Gene Ontology annotation, molecular function: signaling receptor binding. Gene Ontology annotation, cellular component: plasma membrane. Gene Ontology annotation, biological process: cell recognition; positive regulation of natural killer cell mediated cytotoxicity directed against tumor cell target; detection of tumor cell. NCBI's taxonomy places the organism in Eukaryota, Metazoa, Chordata, Aves, Galliformes, Phasianidae. The record is from RefSeq and is a predicted model, not a curated record. Bases 260 to 1582 code for a protein of 440 amino acids. The transcript is spliced from 12 exons.